Orcinus orca (killer whale) is the source of this 4886-nucleotide messenger RNA. RefSeq names its product BCL2 like 14 (gene BCL2L14). Gene Ontology annotation, biological process: regulation of apoptotic process. The transcript is spliced from 7 exons. The record is from RefSeq and is a predicted model, not a curated record. NCBI's taxonomy places the organism in Eukaryota, Metazoa, Chordata, Mammalia, Artiodactyla, Delphinidae. The coding region runs from base 214 to 1308 and encodes 364 amino acids.
CCUAAGCCUCCUUCCAGCCUUAGUCCCAACCUGAAGAGGCUACACCCGGGUGGAGUCUUACAUCACAAGAGCCUUCCAAAAUGAGAAGCCAAGAAGACUUGGCCAAAGUUUCCUCUUAAGUUUCGUGGAGAGAGACUCAGGUAUAGAAAUAUCCUUCCUGCCGCCUGACCCGAAGCAGGAGAAACUGCUGACAGCUUGGAGACCAGCCCUGCCAUGUGCACCAGUAGCACCUGCGACCUGGAGGAGAUCCCCCUGGAUGAUGAUGACCCAGACAGCAUGGAAUUCAAAAUCCUGGAGUUCUAUGUCAAACACCACGUCUUCAAGAACACCUCUGCUGUCUUCUCACGAAAGCUCCCGAGAACAAGAAGUUUGUCCCAGAAAGGACCAGAGAGUUGGCAGGCAAAGAAAGCAUGGACACAGGGACCGUGGACUUGCAGAAAUUCCCAAUCCACGGAGAAGGCCAUAAACGUUGGCAAGAAAAAGUCGUCUUGGAGAACACUCUUUGGAGUAGCAGAGAAGGAGGAGGACUCUCAGAGCUCACCUCUGGAUAUCCGUUUUGAGCUGCAAGGUCCGGUGGGACCUCAGAGUGGUCCUCACGGUCGGCAGUGGCCGAGGUCCCUCUCCAAUGUGGAACAGCGCUUAGAGCGUGAAGCUGUGGACCCCAAGGUUGUUUCCAUUGCCAACCGAGUCGCUGAAAUCGUUUAUUCCUGGCCGCCACCAGAAGCGCUCCACAGCCAGGGAGGAAGCUUCAAGUCCAGAACGAUUGUGACACACCAGGGUCUCCAGCACCAGGGCUUCCAGCCUACAGCUGCAGGUGGGAAGAGUGUUGAUAAUGAGGGUCCUAGCUGGCCCCUGAGUUUGCAGUACGCCAAAACAGAAGGCGAAAGAUUGAUCUGCAAAGGUGGUGGUGUCUCCCAAGCUCAGAAGCAAAACGGAAAAGACCAGAUAAUAGCCAGAAUCGUUGAGCUGCUGAAAUAUUCAGGGGAUCAGUUGGAAAGAGAGUUGAAGAGAGACAAGGCUUUGAUGAACAGCUUCCAGGGCGGGCUGUCCUACUCUGUUUUCAAGACCAUCACAGACCAGUUCCUAAGGGGUGUGGACACCAGGGGAGAAUCAGAGGUCAAAGCUCAGGGCUUUAAGGCUGCUCUUGCAAUAGACGUCACGGCCAAGCUCACAGGCAUCGACAGCCAUCCCAUGAACAGGGUGCUGGGCUUUGGAACCAAGUACCUGAAGGAGAACUUCUCGCCCUGGGUCCAGCAGCACGGUGGCUGGGAAAAAGUACUUGGGAUAUCACAUGAAGAAGUAGACUGAAACAUCAGAGGAUUUGUAAUCUGGAAUACUCAUGGUCCAACUCUGGUCUUGUGUACAUCCGUCUUAGCAGACUAUGGGAGAAAACAAAAAUGGACAAGGCAGAUGGACCAUCAAAAUCUGCAAAACCAUUAUUCCUGCAAAUCAAGAGGCAUCAGGAGAGGCCUUGAAAUCUCCGGCUCAUAGAAUCUAGUAGCAUGGCCCUCGGCAUCCAUGUUUUCAGGUCUCCAUUGAGUGUGUAAGGAAGUCUCGAAAGGCAAGUGGUAAUUUUCCAUUCAAAUGCUUAGAACAGAAGCCAUCACCCUGCCUCUGCCGGCCACUUUAGUGAAAGUGUGUGACACAUGUUUGUUGACCUCAUGAAGGUGAAAUGAUAAACGGUGCAUUUGCUUACUCUUUGGUUUCCAGUACUAUUUAUUUUUCAAACUUCACUUGAGAUGGCCCGAUAAUGACAUUGUUUCAAGCCUACCUUUAGGCCCAUGUGGCUGUUCAUGUUGGUAGACAGAGCUCAGAGACUCCUGGGUUUACUGCUGUAUCCACUAGCCUGGGGAGAGACUGCCGUAUCUGCUUUUAUUCCCGCCCCCCCGGUACGUGGGCUUCUCACUGUUGUGGCCUCUCCCGGCUCUGGACGCGCAGGCUCAGCGGCCAUGGCUCACGGGCCCAGCUGCUCCGAGGCAUGUGGGAUCCUCCCAGACCGGGGCACGAACCCGUGUCCCCUGCAUCGGCAGGUGGACUCUCAACCACUGUGCCACCAGGGAAGCCCCGUAUCUGCUUUUUGACUCACUUCUCUUGGAGAAUUCUUUGGCAGUUUGAAAAACUUCCAUUAGGCAGAAAACGACUAUUCCUAUCACCCUCAACUAUCUCAGUGACCCCACCUCUACUUCUCGAGGUUUCUAGGCCUUUGUUAUUUUUUGCGGUAAUGAUUAGUGGUUGGUAAAAUAAAUAUGCAGAAAGAUAACUGUCAAAAGGGUAUGUUUAUGGUUAAAAUAGACAGUAAGUAAGAGUAUACGAUUUCUGUGAGGAUCAUAUAAGUUAAUUUAUAUCAAGCGCUUAGAACAGUGCUUGGUAUUUAGUGCUGUAUUCACUUAUGUCCACUAUUAUGUGCUGCCCUCAGCUAAGCUGAAAACUUCCUUUGCUUUCAAAGCAGUCACUGAUAGUUUUUCUGAAAUUGAUACUGUUCAGAAUGAGGCUUUUUAGUAAGUGAAGUAUGUUCCAUAGUGGGUGUUUAAGACACAAAACAAUUUUUAAAAAUACUAUCAAAUUAGAGUCUUACAAAUUUCUGGCUCCCUAGCGCCCAGCACAUAGCCUGAUGUAAAGUAGGAGUUUAACAGACCUUUGAUGAACAAAUAAAUGAAUGAGUUUAUCAGACAUAUUUUCAGCUUCAAGGGAAAGUUGGAGCUAUCUAUGAUCACAUGCUUCACUACUCUACUCUGGACUAAAAUGAGCUAUUCUCUUCUACCUUCUUCCCCCUACAUUGAAACUCACAAAUUUUAGGGCUAAAGGAGUUUCCUUUUACAGAUGGAGACACUAGAGACCACCUCCUCUCCAUUCCAAACUAUUUGCAGUUCCCCAAAUGUAUUAUGUAACCUUGUACCUCUGAGCCUCAUAACAUUUUCCCCGCUUGGACUAUUCUUAUCUGUCGGUCCUCUUUCCCCCGUUUUCCCUAAUCCAACUAAUUCUAGCCCAUUUUUGCAAAUCCAUUCCUUCAUUUUCUCCAGGAAGCAUUUGCUAACCCUCCCUGGGCCACCAUGAGACUAUAUUUGGAUGCCUUUCCUCAUAAGGAUGUUCCAUAUCACCCUGUAUAGAGACAUUAUACCUAAUACAUUGUAUCAUAAAAAUGAGUCUUUUGCACUGGAUUAUAAAUUAUUUUGUAAACAACUGUUAUGUCUAAUUUAACUUUGUAUACCUAAUGCCUGGCAUAUUUUUAGUGCACAUUUGCAGAAUCACACCCUAGCCUCACUGCUAUAACCUGUAAAUCAGUAAGGUUGGAGCAUGGCCCAAGGUAUGUGUAGUUUUAACAAGCUCUCCAAGUGUUCCAAUAUCAUCUGCAGCUUCUAGCCAAGAUGAAGUACUAGUAACCGAAUUUAAUCUCCUGCUAAAAACAACUGAAAAACAGAUGAAAUAUAUAUAUAAAAAACCCAGUUAUCAACACAUUGUGCAUCAGGUAAUGAAGGACUUGGUCCCUGAGAGAUGAGAAAAGAAGUGAGCCCAGUGAUUGCCGUAGAUUACUGCAGGCAGAGUUCCCAGGUCACGCUGCAAGGAAGGGAGCCCACACAGGGCUCAGCACUCUCCCUGAAGAGAGGAGAUACAGCCUGGGAGUCCAGGAAGGCCAAGGCAGCUGAAGUUUGUAGGGCAAAUGGAGAGAAGAUGGCACACCAAGCUCCAGAGAUCUGCAGACAGCUCCCCUCAAGUUUUCAGAUGAACGCUCAUCAACGUGGGCCUAUCAAGAAGUAACCCAAGGCUUGGGAAAGAAACGCCUGAAAACAUGAAGUGGCAUAGACUCUUCCAGGCUCAUACAGGGCUGGGAGCAGUGCCUAUUUCCACUGAGCAGAAUGGAGAAACCUCAAAAUCCACAUGGCAAUAGGCGGAAGAAUUCUGCCUCCGUAGUGGGAAAAAAUUAGCCCUAGACUAAACAUACUUCUGGUUCUCUCCAACAAAAGCAAACAGCAAGUACCAAAAGGACUAAGCUGUUCUCAAGUAAUUUAGCUGUGUUCCAGAACAAAGCUCAAGAAUAUUUAAAGGAUCACAAGACUACCCAACACCCAACAGGUAACAUUCACAGUCAGCAUCCAAUACAAAAAAAUUACAAGGCGUGUAAAGAAGCAGGAAAAUGAGACCCAUCAUGAGAAAAUUAAAAAAAAACACAACAGAGAUGAUACAGCUGAUAUACUUAUUCUACAAUAAAGAUGGAACCAUCUUUAUUGUAUUGCAUAUGUUCAAUGAGCCAGAGGAAAGACUGAACGUGUGAAGUACACAGAACCUCACAUAGAAAUUAUAAAUAUGACUCAAAUCAAACUCCUAGAGAAGAAAUCUAUAACUCUGAGAUGAAAAAUAUACUGGAUCGGAUUAACAGCAGACUAGACAUUGUAGAAGAAUAGAUAAGUAAACCUGAAGACAUACCAAUAGAUUCAAACUAAAACACAGAGAAAUAAGACUGGGGGAAAAAACAACAGAGCAACAGUGACUUGGGAAAUGACUUCUACCAGCCUAAUAUAUGUGUAAUUGGAGUGAAAAUUUUCCAAAUUUGAUGAAAACUAUAAAUGUACAGAACCAAGAAACUCAAUGAAUGCCAAACACAAAAACACAGAGAAAACUAAGGCACAUCAUAAAUUGCUCAAAAGCAGUGAUGAUGAAAAAAAAUCUUAAAAGUAGCCAGAGAAAAAGGCUCAUUACAUACAGAGAAACAAAAAUAAAAAUGACAGCAAACUUUUCUUGGGAAACAAUACAAGACAGAAGAAGAGUAUUAACUUUAAAGUAUGAAAAGAAAAAAACCCUGUCAGCAUAGAAUUCUAUACUCAACAAAAAGAUGAUUUUAAAAAGGAAGGUGAAAUAAAGAUUUUUUUGAGAAGUACAAAAAAAAAGAA